UGACGAAGGGCAUCCCCCACCGGAAACAUCCGAGAACAACCGAUUGCUACCGCUAUCGUGACCAGGGACUGGCAUACUUUGUAAGGCGCAUUUUCACUGUUGAUGGCGUAGACUGUUGACCCUUGUAAAUUCUUAUUCUGGAGACACGGGAACAAGCGACAUCUUCUCCCCUCGCCGCAUUGGCGUGCUUGGGAAUACGGCUACGGUGGAUGACGUCACGUGCCCUAACAUCAACAAAGUUAGCCGUGAGAGACCACCAUCUUUUACACGUACGAUUAAUGCAAUCGGGUUUUUGCAAAACUAGAAAAAAUGUUUAAUCAUCGAAGCAAAGAUUGAAAGGACAGAUCCUUGGCCAUCGCGUGCCAUAAAGGUGAAUUUCCAGUUUGUUUGCAAGGAAUGUCUAGCGGGAACACUUGGGGACCGCCAUCUUGGACCACAAACAGCUCUAGUGGAAAUUCAUCGGUACAAAAUCGCGGCCAAGGCUACAAUAUGGACAAUUUAGGUCUGGACCCCAGGAAACAAGAAUUGCUCGAACAAAGAUUUCUCGGAGGAAGGUUCCAGCCCUUGACUGUGGGUGUCCCCCCACACCACCCGGUUGUUGGUGGGAGCCUCCCCCCGCAGACUCAACAGCUUCACCCCCAGCAUCAUCCUCAGCCAACACCACAGCAACAACAGCAGCAACAGGAAAACAGCAACCUCAGUGCUGGCUCAAUAGACAGAGAUGAAGAGGCCCAGGUCCACACCCCCGACAAGUCUCGGACACCGUCGGAGAGGAAACGGAAACGGAAGACAGUAACCGAUGAAGGUGGUGUUCCAAAGAGUGGUCGCUCAGAAGCAAAUGGCAAAAAGAUAAACGAGUAUUUCAAGCAGAGCCAGUCUCCUAGUCGCAGUAUUAUCCCCCCUUCCGGAGCCAAGUCCCCCUCCCCGCAGGCUGCCACAAGUUAUUUGGCAGCUUCCCCCCAGUCUUCAUCGACAUGCAACUCUGACAUUAUUCCGAGCUACCCCGUGAGGCCUGUGUACAGCUGCUCCAAGGGAGCACAGGAGGAUGUGGAUCAGGCGCUACCGAAAAGGACAUCACCUUCUCGGUUCAGCGCCAACGUUUCUAAAAUGCCGAUGCCAAAGAGGCAGAAUCGAUCACCUAACACCAUUCACAAUGGCACAGACACCCAGACUGACAUGUCAAUGGCCAGCAUCCACUCGAUGGAGUCGCGGUCUGUAACAGAUAUAGAACAGAAAGAUACCAAAAUAGAAGACCUAAUACGGCAAAAUGAUGAGCUCAGGAGGCAGUUAACAGCUCAACAAAAACUUUUAGAAAAACACAAAGAAAAUUUGCAGAAAUGUUUGGAGGUCAACAAGUCUUUACUUAUAGAAAAGAGUACAUUAGUGAAAAAAGAGACAAGACAGAAGUGUAUGGAGAACCGAUUGAGAUUAGGGCAGUUCGUGACACAGCGGCAGGGUGCAACGUUCGUGGAGAACUGGGUGGACGGCUGGGCUUUCACAGACCUCAUGAACAGGCGGAUUCGUGAUCCAAGCAAUAAGAAAAGACAACAAGAGAGGAUAGGAACGGACCGCGAAGACAUAGAUAAACAGAGGAGGCUACUCAUGAAGAGGAAACCCACCAUGUCGACAGGGAAAAACUCCAAACAACACGAGUUUCUCAAACCAGGGCAAGAGAAACCGUUAACGUUAGCAGAGUUUUACGAGCAGGACGAGAUCCUGAAGUUACGACAAGCGACCUUGAAAAAAGAGGAUGCUGACCUUCAGUUGGAGUUGGAGAAGCUUGAGAGAGAACGUAACCUGCAUAUACGAGAACUCAAACGCAUUCACAAUGAAGAUAACUCAAGGUUUAAGGAUCAUCCAACGUUAAACGAGAGAUACCUGUUGCUGUGCAUGCUGGGAAAAGGGGGUUUCAGUGAAGUACACAAGGGUUUUGAUUUGAAGGAACAGAGAUAUGUCGCAUGUAAAAUUCACCAGUUGAAUCGUGAAUGGAAAGAAGAUAAGAAAGCUAACUAUAUCAAACAUGCUCUUAGGGAGUAUAACAUUCACAAGAGCCUAGACCACCCAAGGAUAGUUAGAUUGUAUGAUGUUUUUGAAAUUGACAAUAAUUCAUUUUGUACAGUGUUAGAGUAUUGUGAGGGCAACGACCUUGACUUUUACUUGAAACAGAACAAGUGCAUUCCAGAGAAGGAGGCCCGCUCUAUCAUCUGUCAGACAGUCAGUGCCCUCCGCCAUCUCAAUGAGAUCAAGCCAGCUGUGAUACAUUAUGACCUUAAACCAGGUAAUAUCCUGUUAGGAAGUGGGUCCGUGAGUGGCGAGAUCAAAAUCACCGAUUUUGGUCUGAGCAAGAUCAUGGACGAUGAAAACUUCUCCCCCGACAUUGGGAUGGAUCUCACAUCUCAAGGGGCAGGAACAUACUGGUACUUGCCCCCCGAGUGUUUUGUUGUGGGUAAAACGCCGCCAAAGAUUUCUUCCAAAGUUGAUGUGUGGUCGGUCGGUGUGAUAUUCUACCAGUGUCUGUAUGGUAAAAAGCCAUUUGGCCACAACUUGUCUCAGGCGGCCAUCUUGGAGGAGAACACAAUUCUUAAAGCUACAGAGGUUGACUUCCCUCCUAAACCCCCCGUCUCAUCAGAAGCUAAGGCAUUUAUCCGGCGCUGUCUUCAGUACAAGAAGGACUUCCGGCCCGACGUGCUGAUGCUUGCUCAGGAUGACUAUCUGAAACCCCCACAACUCAAAUCCAAGUGAACAUCUGGACAACAGCCUGGUGAGUCAGUCACCAGGGAGCAGCAACUCGACACAGGGACCGACCAUCAACCUGAAUCAGUCUCCGUCAUUCUCCUUCGGGGAUAAAUACUCAUAGCUCAACAUAGGGGACACUUCUGGGAAAAGGCCAAACAAUGUCUGAAGCAGUCGCUACAGACCAACUGCAUCUGGGUCAAACUCGUCAUAGCAUUCAAUCUCCCUUUGUUGUGGAGAUAACCACAUAUGCAAGCUCACUGCAUUGGAAGCCUGUUGCCAUGGUUUUGUCUUGGUAUCCAUGGUAACCAUUUCCAAGACUUUACUUUCAAGAAAAUAAAUGAAUCAUCCUGCCUCGCCAUAUUUCUAAACUAUUUUGCUGUGAGACAUCCAGUGAUCACGCUCGCGGAGUUGCAUACAGGAAUGCAUGUGAUGGGGCCCUCAAAUACUGGUGCAAGGGUCGUCAUGGAGAUCCAAGGUGUCUUCAUGGAGAUCCAAGGUGUCGUCAUGGAGAUCCAAGGUGUCGUCAUAGAGGCUAAAAGGAGGUCCAAACGGUUGUGAGGCCCAAAGGUGUCGUUAUGGAGAUCUGUGUGUCAUCAAGGAGGCCCAACGGGUCGUCGUGGAGAUCCAAGGUGUCGUCAUGGAGACCCAAAUGGUCGGCAUGAGGCCAAAAGGUGUCGUCGCAGAGAUUCAAAUUGUCAUGAGGCCCAAAGGGUAGCUCAUGGAGAUUCAAAGGAUCAUGAUUUAGAUCCAAGGCUUCUUCAUGGAGGCCCAAACAGUCCUCUGGACAGUGAGAUGAGAGUGAAGCCCUGAGGCGCCCUAUCACAUUACAUGGCGACACGUGCUAGCCCUCAAGGCAUCUCUUUGUGUCUGGAUCCACAUCACUUCAUGUGACACAACCUUACCUACCAGGAGGAGGAGUGGGAUUAUCAAAGUGUCAUGUGACGUUCUCCAAGUUUCAGCAACGUAAUUGGAUACCUAAAGUGCCAUACAUCAUGACCUGGUCUACUCGGACGGAUGUGUCACAACACCAGGUGUCGCGUGUUGUAUCCAGGUGUCGCGUGUUGUGUCCAGGUGUCAUGAGCCGUGUCCAGAUAACUGCUGUGUCUUGUGAGAGUCAACAGUCGACCGACACCAGGUGUUCCAUCGGCGAGACACAAGCACCAUGCGACAUGACAGCCUUCGUCAUAUUUGUGAGUCAACCUUGGCCCGACACCAGGUGUUCUUCUACGUCAUGUGAUAUGUGCGACUGUGAGAAAUGCUUUCAGAUGUGAAUUACGAGCGGGUGUGAUGAUUCCACAAGCAGUGCUGAAAACCAAGUGUGUUUAACGUGAUAUGUACAUAUUCAACGGUCCCAACUCAUGUAGAUAUCCUGUGAGAAUAACAACCUGUGUCCUGACCCUGACGUUCACCCAUUAACUUCCUUCAGUGCACGUUUCCGUGGGUAAUGAAACCAAGUCGUAGGGGUACCUGGCACUCGCUUCACUGUCACCGACUUCAUCCUCAUCCACCAGAAAAAUAGCGCAUUGAAAAAUUAGGUUAAAAUAACUGAAGAAUGAUGCAAAUAUAUUAUUGCUGGGUUUCAGUAGGAUUAUUUCCCUAGGGCAGUGGGUAGCCUAGUGGUUAAAGGGGUGGUUGGGUAGCCUAGUGGUUAAAGUGUUCGCUCGUCAUGCCGAAGACCCGGGUUCGAUUCCUGGCAUGGGUACACUGUGUGAAGCCCAUUUCUGGUGUCCCCUGCUGGGAUAUUGCUGGAAUAUUGCUAAAAGUGGCAUAAAACCAUACUCACUCACUCACUCACUCCUAGUGGUUAAAGUGUUCACUUUUCACACCGAAGGCUCGGGUUUGAUUCUCCUUAUGGGUACAAUAAGUGAAGCCCAUUUCAGUGUCCCCUGCCAUGAUAAAAUUCUUGAAAUUAAUCUAAAAGUGGCUUAAAACACUCACUCACUCUUGGACAUUUGCUGAUUGCCAUUCAAAAUGUCCUUUAAAUGAAAUAACAGAAUGCUCCAUCAAGAGUUGAAAUGUCUGAAUUUUAUUGUCUCCGAAAAUUUCCCUGACUUAAUAUAUGCACAACAGAUAUUGACACUUACUUGUGAAUAAUGUUUUGACGAAAUAUGGACAAAAUAUAUGUUGUAAUUGAUCUUACUUGUUUAUAUGAGGUUGGAUAUUUUUAAGGGAAGAGAGUGGAGUAGGUAGCCUCAGCCCAUCACACUGAAUAUCCAGUUUUGAUUCCUUGUGGGUUUUAGUGAGCCUUUCUGUCCCAUCGGUACUGCUUGUUUCUGUUCCAAAUGGUGUAUAACUCUUAAGACGUGAAUAUAUACCACUUAACUUUUGAAAGGGAUGGCAAGAUAUUCAUACUGUUUACAUAUCCAUAAUAAAUUAUCAGUUUGUUAUAUCAUGGAAUAAUAGCAAUGUCCCUAUCUGAAGUUAAGUGGUAUGCGGGUCACAAACCACACUUGUGGAAACCUUGAAAGGAUUAAAUUCACCUGUAAUGACAGCGUCUUAAUGUAGACCAGGGUGCCGUUGUACAAAGCGAUCUUAGCGCUAAGGUGAUCGUAACUCCCAUACCAUAACACAGACUUACGGCAGUCGUAGCGCUAAGGUUGUUUUGUACAACGAUGUCCAGGAAAUGGAUAUGAGUUAUGGAUCAAGUAACUUUUACCAAAUUGGUAAAGACCUGAGCCCUGUUCCACAAAGCGAUCUUAGCGCUAAGGUGAUCGUAACUCCCAUACCAUAACACAGACUUACGGCAGUCGUAGCGCUAAGGUUGUUUUGUACAACGAUGUCCAGGAAAUGGAUAUGAGUUAUGGAUCAAGUAACUUUUACCAAAUUGGUAAAGACCUGAGCCCUGUUCCACAAAGCGAUCUUAGCGCUAAGGUGAUCGUAACUCCCAUACCAUAACACAGACUUACGGCAGUCGUAGCGCUAAGGUUGUUUUGUACAACGAUGUCCAGGAAAUGGAUAUGAGUUAUGGAUCAAGUAACUUUUACCAAAUUGGUAAAGACCUGAGCCCUGUUCCACAAAGCGAUCUUAGCGCUAAGGUGAUCGUAACUCCCAUACCUUAACACAGACUUACGGCAGUCGUAGCGCUAUGGUUGUUUUGUACAACGAUGUCCAGGAAAUGGAUAUGUGUUAUGGAUCAAGUGACUUUUACCCAAUUGGUAAAGACCUGGGCCCCAAACCCACAAACCGAUGCCUGCAGAAAUAAGCUGCCUGGUUGUGUAUAGAAAAGUAUUCAUAACGGAAACUGUUAAGGGCGUAGUAUACAUCCUUGGCUCAGGCCUUUUCGUGAGUGAGUGAGUAUGGUUUUACGCUGCUUUUAGCAAUGUUCCAGCAAUAUCACGGCGGGGGACACCAGAUAUGGGCUUCACACAUUGUACCCGGGUCUUCGGCGUGACGAGUGACCGCUUAACCACUAGGCUACCCCACUGCCCCCUCAGCUCAGCGAAAGCCUUUAGUCUAUAUUCCAGUAUUGGAGUUACAAUCAGGUCAGACCCCUUCCGAUGAAGAUCAAUUGGAAAGAUUUUCUGCUUGUCUUCAUAAAUAUCUAGGCAACGCAAACAGCGUGGCGUAAUUGACUGAAUUCUGAAUCAAAAUUGAAUAUGCUCAUCUUAGACCAGUAAAAUUCAGGAAGGACAAGUGACAUUUUUGGGGGGGACUACCACCUCUAGAAUUAGCUAGAUGGCAACUUUGGCAUGUAUUUGACAUAACGCUAUCCAGAGUUUUUUUUGGAUGAAAUUCUCAACACAUGUAGGUUCCUUUCUGAUAUCAGUGACGUUCCUGAUUUUGAAAACAAUUGAUAACAUUCAAAACAUUGUUCAUGUGUGGUAAUGUACAGUAUUAUUUGUUUCAAUGGGCCUUUAUAAAUUAAUGUAUCAUAGCACCAAUUGCAUAUCAUCACAUGACACUAUUAUUGCAUGAAUAUGUCCCUGUUCCCAUAGAAACAUAAUUUAGCCAUAAAUCUCAUGUCAGUGCCUGUAAGAUAUGUUUUGGUAUUGUAAGCUGGACCACUGUUGGAAACUAAGAUCCAUUUGAAACUAUAUCCAGAGACAAGUUCAUGAAAGGGCUAAGGUAGAAUGGUCUGCCAUUCCAGUGUAGGUCCAGACAGUUUAAUUAGUGACAUAUGCCGAGUUGCUGACCAAGGUGUCCACUAUGCCAUCCAAAAAAAUACAUUAUCAUAUAAUGGGUAGGUGCCUUAUGCUACUAAGAAAAAAGGAUUUCAUUCAAUCGAAAGAAACUUAUGGAUUACGGGAAGAAAACCUGAUAUAGACUAUCCGAAAAUUGAUUAAAUUUCUUAUCUGAAAUUAUGCUUCACUUUGAGUAGGUUCUAUCAUCCUGAGAUCCAUACUCUUUUGUGUCCACUCGGACUCAUAGUACCGUAGCUAUUAUUAGUGUCCAUUCUUGUUGGCAUCUUGGAUGCAGAAUGUUACGUCCUAUCAAACCAGGCGUGAGUGAAAUGGAGACAUUUUCUUUGUGUGAAUAGGGUAAUCAAUGCUAAUCAACUGUGAUACUGAUAAAACAGGAAAUUAUUGUUAACAGGCUUACAAAUUGGACUUUAAGUGACAUACUAACAUUGUCAGUUCCCAAUAUGGUGCUGAAAUUACUCAAGAUGUGGAUGAAGUUGGUGCUUGCCUGCAGUGAAUCUUUUGACGAGGUACCUUUAAGUACCAUCAGUUUCACCGGUCCCCAUGGACAGGACAUUACAAACUGUGUGUCAAUCUUUAUUCCAUAUAGGAGUAUAUGUGAUUGUAAUAUUACCGCAAUAACGGGUUUGGGGUGGAGAAAAUGUGUCUUGAGAAGACAAAAGUUUGAUUUUUGUUUACCGAAAUUCUGACAUAACAUGUCAUUGCUUGUUUACACUUCAAAACAGUCCUCACAGCGGUGAAGCUAUACCAAAGAUAUGUCGCCUGUGUUGAUCAGUACUGCCCACGAGUCUAGGGCGGCCAUGUUGCAUGUUCCAGGAAAUGGUUGUAUAACUUUAACUCUUUCGUUGUCUGACCAAUCUCAUUCAAAUUAUUCGGUUUCAUUCUUCACCACCUCGCUUCGAUUUGUAGAAACCAACCCCAAUGAACAAAAACACUUCUUCAAUGGUACUCGUUUUGGGUUUAGAUGCCAUGUCGCGAAGAAAAGAAAAGACGGUGUAUAAAUAUCCAUAAUGAUAUGUUGGUGUGGCCUUAUUUAUCCAUAUUUGGAGCUUGUCCUGUGUUUUCGAGGUAUGUAAAUCAGAUAUGCUGGCCUGAAUGUUUCUCUCACUUGUACUGAGAAUUUAGAAUCCUCAAUGCUGAUAGGUCGAUUAUAAAGAUCAUCUGAUGCAACCUCCGAUAGGGGUGUCCUCAGAUCAUCACGGAGAGAGGUAUCAUAUCGGAGUAAAGAUCUGAUUUUAAUGAGAUUGGUGGACGUUCAAAUAAAACAAGGGAGGCAAGUUGAGCUGAAAAAUGAAAAAGGCCAUCCUUUGAGCUUCUAUCCUUCUUUAUGGACCAACUGGGACUUGACUCGGUUAUUGCUAAAUGUUGUGUAAUGGGCUGGAGCCACCGAGAAAUGGCUGAUUCAGCGUUUAUCAAUUUCCCCUUACGUUCCUAUUCUUAUGGUCAUUAAUGCCUGGCUUUCAUGGUUGUAUGAACCAGAGGGCCAUAGGUACUUUAUUUCUUGCAUUUCUCACGCGUGAACUUGUGACGCUUCCCUCACACUUCUGAAACACCCUCUUCCACCCACCGGGGACUUGUCAAGGCAUUGUCAAAGUUCGAUCACAGCAAAGUUUGAAUACAAGUUUCAAAUUGGAAUUAGAACUUUUCAAAUUAAAGUGAUAACGGUAACGGAUGCUUCAGUUUUCUGAAGGUGACUUGUAGUGCACUGAUAAUGCAAUAUGGAGCAAGAGGGUAAUAUAUCUAGUGUCACAACUGUGUCUACGUACAUUUCCGUUGAAUUUAAAUAAAUGAGGGCUUAUACAAUACUUCUUCUGACAAACUCCAGUCAUAUAAGGCACUGCAGCUCUGUGUGGCGAUGCAUCCUUUGGACAUGUCAGAAACCUAAUAUUGUGGGUUUGAAUCCUGGUUCACCCCGAUUAUGUUUCAAGGUUCGACGGAACCAUACCCAUGCUUGUGGGUUUCACACAAGCAGUAUAUAUCUGAGACCUCCAUCACUUCAGCUUUCCUAUCACAUUAGCUGACAUGUGUUAUAAAUGGAUAAGUGUUAAAAGUAGCAUUAAGUCCAACUCACUCACUCACUCACCCCGACCAACUCAUUGACCUCUGACUCUGAACCUCUUCAACCAACCCAACUCUUCUGUACUCUGUCCUAAGUCUGACGUCCGAGUAGUUUCAAAGUGUUGGUUUGCCUUUUAGAA
This is a messenger RNA of Haliotis rufescens (red abalone), 9073 nucleotides long. Its product is annotated as serine/threonine-protein kinase tousled-like 2. Gene Ontology annotation, molecular function: ATP binding; protein serine/threonine kinase activity. Gene Ontology annotation, biological process: chromosome segregation; intracellular signal transduction; peptidyl-serine phosphorylation. Bases 397 to 2742 code for a protein of 781 amino acids. Gene Ontology annotation, cellular component: nucleus. The transcript has 23 exons. NCBI's taxonomy places the organism in Eukaryota, Metazoa, Mollusca, Gastropoda, Lepetellida, Haliotidae. The record is from RefSeq and is a predicted model, not a curated record.